Messenger RNA from Onychomys torridus (southern grasshopper mouse), 4516 nucleotides. RefSeq names its product atlastin GTPase 2 (gene Atl2). NCBI's taxonomy places the organism in Eukaryota, Metazoa, Chordata, Mammalia, Rodentia, Cricetidae. Gene Ontology annotation, biological process: protein homooligomerization; endoplasmic reticulum organization. The transcript has 15 exons. Bases 256 to 1848 code for a protein of 530 amino acids. The record is from RefSeq and is a predicted model, not a curated record. Gene Ontology annotation, molecular function: GTP binding; GTPase activity.
AGCGACCCGAGCGUCGGGGUGAACCACGUCUCGUCCACGACCUCCCUAGAACGACUGUUUUGAACAGCACCACCUUCAGUGGGUCGGGCCUUCCCACAUCAGUCAUUAAUGAAGAGAAUGCCACACAGACAUGCCGUAGGCCAUAUGGUGGAGACGUUCUCUCAGUUGAAGCUCCCUCUUCCUGGAUGACUGUAGCUCGUGUCGUGACAGAGUGAGGAUUUUGAAGAUGAUGACCUAGGAAAUUCAGAUGAGGUUAUGAAGAAACCAUGCCCCGUGCAGAUUGUUCUUGCUCAUGAAGAUGACCAUAACUUUGAGCUUGAUGAAGAGGCCUUGGAGCAGAUCCUGCUACAGGAGCACAUACGGGAUCUUAACAUAGUCGUGGUGUCUGUGGCAGGAGCUUUUCGGAAAGGGAAAUCGUUUCUCCUGGACUUUAUGCUUAGAUAUAUGUAUAACAAGGACUCUCAAAGUUGGAUUGGUGGAAACAAUGAACCACUGACUGGCUUCACAUGGCGAGGUGGUUGUGAAAGAGAGACCACAGGCAUACAAGUCUGGAAUGAAGUCUUUGUGAUCGACAGACCUAAUGGAACGAAAGUGGCUGUGCUGCUGAUGGAUACCCAGGGUGCCUUUGAUAGCCAGUCAACCAUUAAAGACUGUGCCACAGUGUUUGCUCUGAGCACUAUGACCAGCUCUGUCCAGGUAUAUAAUUUAUCCCAGAAUAUUCAAGAAGAUGAUCUUCAACACUUACAAUUAUUUACAGAGUAUGGAAGACUUGCAAUGGAAGAAAUCUACCAGAAGCCAUUUCAGACGUUAAUGUUUCUGAUUCGGGAUUGGAGUUAUCCUUAUGAACAUUCGUAUGGUUUGGAAGGUGGAAAACAAUUCCUUGAAAAAAGAUUGCAGGUAAAACAGAACCAGCAUGAAGAACUGCAGAAUGUCAGGAAGCAUAUUCACAAUUGUUUCUCCAAUCUGGGCUGCUUCCUUUUACCACAUCCUGGUCUUAAAGUUGCAACGAAUCCUAGCUUUGAUGGACGGCUGAAAGAUAUCGAUGAAGACUUUAAACGGGAGCUUCGGAAUCUGGUUCCAUUGCUGCUUGCUCCUGAAAAUCUGGUUGAGAAAGAGAUAAGUGGAUCUAAAGUCACUUGUAGAGAUCUUGUAGAGUAUUUUAAGGCAUACAUUAAAAUAUAUCAAGGAGAGGAACUACCGCAUCCAAAGUCUAUGCUUCAGGCAACAGCUGAGGCUAAUAACCUUGCUGCAGUAGCAGGAGCAAGAGACGUCUAUUGUAAAAGUAUGGAGCAGGUAUGUGGUGGUGAUAAGCCUUACAUCGCGCCUUCGGAUCUGGAGCGAAAACACCUGGAUUUCAAGGAGGUGGCGCUGAAACAGUUCCGUUCUGUGAAGAAGAUGGGUGGAGAUGAGUUCUGCCGUCGCUACCAGGACCAGCUGGAAGCUGAGAUCGAGGACACCUAUGCAAACUUUAUAAAGCACAACGAUGGCAAAAAUAUCUUCUAUGCUGCUCGUACCCCUGCCACACUGUUUGCAGUCAUGUUUGCUAUGUAUAUAAUCUCAGGACUGACUGGCUUCAUUGGCCUAAACUCUAUAGCCGUCUUAUGUAACCUUGUCAUGGGGCUAGCACUGACGUCCCUGUGCACAUGGGCAUAUGUUAAGUACUCUGGGGAGUUCAGAGAGAUUGGAACAAUGAUUGAUCAGGUUGCUGAAACACUCUGGGAACAGAGGAGUCCCAGGAAGGUGUUUUCCAAACUGUUUGAAGUUGCUAGACGUCCAAUGGUUCAUCGUGCUCUUUCUUCAGCACAGCGACAGAGACUGUCAUCCACCAAUAACAAGAAGAACAUUUAGACAGUAUUUUUAACUUUUCUCUCUCUCUGAAGUGUUCACACUUAUACAUGUAGGACAUAAGCAGGACCGUCUGGGCCGGUCUGCAUAAAUGCUGUAUACAUACCAGAUUUGAUGCUGCAUAGAGGGUAUGGAUUGCACAUCCAUCUCAUAGGAUUUGUAAAGGGUUUGAGUAAGAGGAAAGUAGUCAUUUUGUUGCAUUAUAAAAUGUCUAACUGCAUUGUUUGUAGCAUCAUAACUUUUUUUUUUUUUUUUUUGGGAGAAGCAUCCUUUUAUUACUCACAUUCCUGGUUAUUUUUGUCAUUGAUUUAAAUUGACUUUUUUAUAUCUGUUUUUAUAUGUACUCUUUUUUUACCUCAUGUUUUUGUUUGUUUUGCACAUUUCUCAUACCACAGGUGUUGAAGCCCCUGGGUGAUAAUUUGAUGGAGGAAAACAUAAGGCAAUCUGUAACAAACUCUCUCAAAGCAGGCCUGACUGACCAGGUGUCUCAUCAUGCCCGAUUAAAGACAGACUGACAGUUCAUCUCCUCCUGGACUCCACUCUCCCUUUUUCAUGCUUGCUGUACAAUGAGAACUCAAAUAAAAAUAAACCAAAGUUUACAAUCAACUGUAGAAGUAGUUUAGUAUGACUGGCUUCACAGAUGGCUGCCACAGAGUGUGAACAUGGUUGGUUGGUUUCCAGCCUUCUUCUGCUGUCUCCUUAGACCUGGAGAUGGCUGGGAGCAUUAGUUUAUCAUGCACAUUUGUGCCAUGUUUAAUUCUUUUCUUUCUUUUUACUGAAUCUAAUGUUAGUGAAAUUUGUCUUAUGUAAAAGGAUAUUUCAGGGAAAUAUUUUAAGAAAUCUAUUUAGAGUCUCUUUAAUAUAGUGUCCCAUUGAAAUUUUAAUUUUUAGAGAAUUUAUGAAUCACUGUAUCAAGAAUCAGAUCAGAAUGACAAUGGAGCCUUUAUUGAGCCACUACAUUAAAAGUGUAUAUUGCUUUACUGCCUUCAAUGCCAGUAUUACACAAAUGCAUGUAUCAGAAAUGUCACAGAAAUCACAUGACAACUCUUAUAGCUGAGAAGGUAAUUCUGAGGUGUACACUUGUCUUGCCUUUUAAAGUUUGUAAACCUGCCCUGAAAGGAGAUGCAUAUCUGGGAACUUGACUGUCUUUCUGCAGUUUAGUCUUCAUGUACAUAAACUAUGCUGUCAAUCUUAUUGGGGAGAAGUUCCAUCCAAAAGUGUUGCCUACAGCUAUGAGUUAAGAGUGUCUGUACAGUGUGCAGCUUUUAUUUUCUAAAAUUCACAGGUAGGGCAUGUAUAUGAAUUAUAAAUAUAUAAAUACAAUUUUGUAUUAAAAGUUUUGUAGUUUAUGGCAAAAUCUGGUUCUGUGGUAGGCUAAUAAGUACAGUCCCUGUGAAAGCAAUGUUUGUGGCUCAUGUCAGUGUGUGAAUGCAUAGACAAUUUGAAGUUUUGAUAUAUUUGUGAUAUUUAUCUUCCUUGAGCACUGCAAUCUCACCCCGAGGGAAUUCAAUGGGAAUGUUUUAUUGUGACUUGUCCUCUGUUGCAUUUUAAAGUUAUUUCCUGUAAUUUAUUUUCAGUACAUAAUUAAAAAUUUGUUGUAUAUAUAAAAUGAAACUUGUGAUUCUUUCUAAGGAAUUCCUCACCAUAUAACUCGUGUGUGUUCAUGCUGAAAAGAGUGUGUUAGGGUACAUGCAAGUCAAAGUUCAAGGUGUUGACCUCAAAGCUAAGCUUGUAAGAGUUACUUUUUCUGUGUCUGUUUAAUAAGGAAUAUUUGUUGUAAGAGCCUGCCUGCGGAUUUAUUAAUUUUUCUGUUUCUCGCCCAUCUCUAUCCGUGUGUGUGUGUGUGUGUGUGUGUGUGUGUGUGUGUUAUGUAAAGCUACCUUUUUUUUUUACAUCCUCCUUUACAAAGACCUAUUAAAGCACCCAUUUUGUUUUUAAGUAAGGAGAAUUUAAAUGUUGAGUUGCAUGCAUGAAAGGUUUGCUAACUUUACUUUAGUUGGUGUAUCUUGCCCCGACUUCCAUUCUGGUCCUGGUUUUAUGUGGAUGUUUGUUUCCAUCUGUAGUAACUGCUGCCCACUCAUCCCAUCCAUUCUUACACAAAAGAACCAUCUAACAAGGCUCUCUUUAUUUCUCUGGUCACUUUGUUUUAUGAAUGCUGUAAAUUGUUUUUAUGAAUGAAAAAUAAAAGUUUGUUGUAUACUAGCAGUUCUGAAAUGAAAAGCUUCCUUUUUUUUUUUUUUAAAGUGAAGUCUAGACCAUUGGACUCCAUAGUAUUUCUUGCUAAAAAACAGUGUUUUCCCUCAAGAAUUCUCUUCAGGACUCCAAGCAAGCACUUGAGUUUCACCUGGAAGGCUCUGGACAUGGUUAAACAAGAAUCAGUUGAAAACACGAAAGAUGGAUUAAGACAAAACAUUGAAACAACAAUUCCAGUCUUGGUGCAUUUUCUCUGGUACAUUUUUUCCUAGUAUUACAAGAUAGGUUUGUUGUUUUUUUAACUUAAAAGAUGGUUUUUCUCAAUGACCUGAUUUAUCUUUUUAAAGACAUACAUCUUUUGUGAAAGGAACAACCAUUUGGGACUCUGCUGUUGAGUAUGCCUUAUUUUUCAUGAAUAUAGAUUGCUAGUCAUCCUUGCUUCUAUAAAACAUUUGUAAAAUUAAAUCAUGCUAUUUCA